AUGCUUCAUGGUUUACAAUGUAAACCAGCAGUGAAAUUUAUGCAAUUUGUGUUUUCUUUGUGUUCUUUGAUUUUGGAUUUAACUUCUUUUCUAUUUGGAUUAGGGUUUGGCAUGGCGAGAAAACGCAGCAGUAGCGGCGAGUCGAGUGGGGAUGAUGUGAGGAGACGCAGUGGCAGCGAACCUGAGGAUGACGAGAGGGAUAGGUAUCGGCGUGAUAGUGGGAGUGGUAGGAAGAGUUCCAGUCACUUCAGGGAGGAUAGUGAUAGCAGUGUUUCGGGGGAAGAGAGAAAUGGAGCUAAGAGGGACGGUGGAAUGCGGAGUGAUAAGAAGAGGAAGAGUAGGGAGAGAAAGGAAGAGUCGGAGAGCUCAGAGGAGGAGGGUCAGAUUCUAAAUAAAGAGAAGGUUAGAGAAGAGAAAGAAGAGGAUGAGAGAUUGCGGCGGGAUUAUGAUGGACGUGGAGGGAGAGAUGACGAAGGAGAUGGCCGGGGUGGAAGAGAAUCUCGUCGAGGGAAGGAUCAGAGUGAAAGGCGAGGGGAGAAAGAGAGCCACAAAUUGCAUCACAGUGAUAGGUGGCGUGGAGGUGAGGAGGAGAAAAGGAGAAUUAUAGAUAGCCGUGGGCAGCGCGAUUCAGAAGAAGAAGAUCACAGGGAGCAGACCAGGAAAACAGAUAGGUACAGGGAUAGGGAUAGGAGGCGGAAAGAUGAAAAGGGUGGUAACAAUGGGAGGGAUCGACGAAGACGUUAUGAUUCGGAGGAAGAUGAUAGGGAGUUGACAAGGAAAUCAGAUAGGGAUAGGGAUAGGAGACGAAGAGUUGAAAGGGAUGAUGACAAUGAGAGGAAUCGUAGGGAUAAUGAUGUGAUCCAGCAGCACGAAGACAGUAGGAAGAAAGAGAAUGGAAAUGGAAGAAAUGUUGUAGAUGCAAAUCCUCAACGACAGGCAGCGAUCCCAGGAAGUAACCUGAAUGGUGAUGCAUCUAAUUUGGGCAAGAGUGGAGGUGUUUACAUUCCCCCCUUUAAGCUGGCGAUGAUGAUGAAAGAAGUUCAGGAUAAAAGUAGUGUAGAAUACCAAAGGUUAACGUGGGAUGCUCUGAGAAAGAGCAUAAACGGGCUUGUAAAUAAGGUUAAUGCUACAAACAUAAAAAAUAUAAUUCCUGAAUUGUUUUCUGAAAACCUGAUCAGGGGAAGGGGACUCUUUUGUCGGUCAUGUAUGAAGUCACAGAUGGCAUCUCCAGGAUUUACUGAUGUUUUUGCUGCCUUGGUUGCUGUUGUUAAUACUAAGUUUCCUGAGGUGGGGGAUCUUUUGCUAAGAAGGAUUGUUUUGCAGCUGAAGAGAGCUUAUAAGCGGAAUGACAAGCCUCAAUUACUAGCAGCUGUUAAAUUUAUAGGGCAUCUAGUGAAUCAGCAAGUGGCGCAUGAAAUCAUUGCUCUGGAGUUACUCACAGUUUUACUCGAGAAACCUACUGAUGACAGUGUUGAAGUAGCUGUUGGUUUUGUCACUGAAUGUGGUUCAAUACUGCAGGAUCUCUCACCCAAGGGCCUUCAUGGUAUCUUUGAGCGAUUUCGUGGAAUUCUUCAUGAAGGAGAAAUUGACAAACGUGUUCAGUUUCUGAUUGAAGGCUUAUUUGCAAUUAGAAAAGCGAAGUUUCAGGGCUAUCCAGCUGUUCGUCCUGAGCUAGAUCUUGUGGAGCAGGAAGAUCAGUUAACUCAUGAAGUCUCCUUGGAUGAGGAGAUAGAUCCUGAGAUUUCCCUUGAUAUAUUCAAGCCAGACCCCAAUUUCCUGGAGAACGAGAAGCGAUAUGAAGAAUUGAAGAAAACAAUGUUGGGGGAGGAGUCUGAGGAUGAAGAAGAAGGCAUGGACGCUGAGUCAGAUGAUGAAGAUGAAGAGGAUGAGUCCGAUGAAGAGGAUGAAGAACAGAUGCAAAUAAAAGAUGAAACAGAGACAAAUCUUGUCAAUCUUCGUAGGACAAUAUACUUAACAAUUAUGUCUAGUGUUGAUUUUGAGGAAGCUGGCCAUAAGCUUUUGAAAAUUAAGCUUGAGCCAGGUCAAGAGAUGGAAUUGUGUAUUAUGCUUUUGGAAUGUUGCAGCCAAGAGAGAACCUAUCUCCGAUAUUAUGGUCUUCUGGGACAGCGUUUCUGCAUGAUAAACAAAGUACACCAAGAAAAUUUUGAGAAGUGCUUUGUGCAGCAGUACUCUAUGAUUCACCGACUUGAAACAAAUAAGCUGCGCAAUGUGGCAAAAUUUUUUGCUCAUUUACUUGGCACAGAUGCUCUACCUUGGCAUGUUUUAUCAUAUAUACGCCUGACUGAAGAGGACACAACUUCUUCUUCAAGAAUAUUUAUUAAGAUUCUCUUCCAGGAAUUAUCAGAGCAUCUUGGAAUCCGGCUUCUAAAUGAGCGGUUAAAUGAUCCAACAAUGCAAGAAUCUUUUGAAUCUAUAUUUCCAAAAGAUAAUCCAAAAAACACACGGUUCUGCAUUAAUUUCUUUACAUCCAUUGGUCUUGGUGGUCUCACUGAGAACCUACGUGAGUAUUUGAAGAAUAUGCCACGUCUUAUCAUGCAACAACAGAAACAAGUUUCAGAAUCUGAAUCAGAUGACGAGUCAGGGAGUUCUGAUUCAUCAGAUUCUGGAACAGCUAGUUCAGAAAAGUCAGACUCAGAUUCAGCAAGUUCUGAUGAAAGUGACAGUAAGAGUGACAGAAGACAAAGAAAGCGGAGGAGAAAGUGA
This is a messenger RNA of Sphenostylis stenocarpa, 2724 nucleotides long. NCBI's taxonomy places the organism in Eukaryota, Viridiplantae, Streptophyta, Magnoliopsida, Fabales, Fabaceae. The record is from the annotation of a GenBank genome assembly.